Beauveria bassiana ARSEF 2860 is the source of this 1233-nucleotide messenger RNA. Its product is annotated as geranylgeranyl transferase alpha chain. Gene Ontology annotation, cellular component: Rab-protein geranylgeranyltransferase complex; cytoplasm. The record is from RefSeq and is a predicted model, not a curated record. Bases 1 to 1233 code for a protein of 410 amino acids. The transcript has 4 exons. Gene Ontology annotation, biological process: protein geranylgeranylation. Lineage: Eukaryota; Fungi; Ascomycota; Sordariomycetes; Hypocreales; Cordycipitaceae. Gene Ontology annotation, molecular function: Rab geranylgeranyltransferase activity.
AUGGUGACAGACUUUUGGAACCCCACUCAUGGCGUACCUAGAACCGAGCGCGACCGAAGUCCCGACCAGCUGAAGAAAGACUGUGAGAAUAUCGAAAAAUACAGAGCUCUCGACAGCCAGUUACGCGCUCAGACUUCGAAAUCACAGUUUGAUUUAGCGACCUUGGAACUGACCACGAAGCUUCUGCGCAUUAACCCCGAAUAUUAUACUGUGUGGAACACGAGGCGACGUUGCCUCAUGUCUGGGCUAUUGAUGAAGCAGAGUCGGAAGUCGCCACAACCAGGAGCUUCGGAGUAUCCUAAAAACAGCAAAGAGCCCAUAUGCUCGUCGCGGUCUCUACGACCUACUGACUCUAGCGGAGCUGAACCGAAACAACACCGACCUACCGCAAGCCAACAUACUACCGCUCCAGGCCGCAAUAAGGAACGCGGGACUGAAGAAGGAACUAAUCAAUCCUCCAAAAUCAUUGGAGACGAGCUAAUAUUUACUCUGCCGCUAUUGAUCGCCCUUCCAAAGUGCUACUGGAUAUGGAACUAUAGAAUGUGGACAUUGGAACAGGCUACGCUUUUGCUACCCGUUGAGUCAGUCAAAUCGAUUUGGCAAGGGGAACUUGGGCUGGUCAGCAAGAUGCUGAGUCGGGACCAGCGUAACUACCAUGCCUGGGCGUAUCGGCGUUACGUUGUAUCUCAUUUGGAGUCCAGCGAGCUUGACGGCCAGAGUAUGGUCGAAUCGGAAUUCGCUUACACGACAAAAAUGGUAAAUCUCAACUUGUCGAAUUUCUCAGCAUGGCACAACCGUGCCCAGUUGAUACCGAGGCUUCUUGUGGAGCGCAAUGCAAAUGAUUCGCUGCAGUUUUCCAUGAUAGAUCGUGGUUUGAAUGUCGGCCCAGAAGAUCAAUCAUUGUGGUACUACCACCAGUAUCUCAUCUUCAAUGUCGCUGAGCAACCUGCAAAUCUGGCCAUCGUACCUGAGAUGGUCGUCGAUGAUCGAGUCAAACUGAUAAGUCGCCAAGUUGACUUUAUUAAAGACCUCCUGGAGGACUAUCAUGAUGUCAAGUGGAUCUUCGAAAUGCUACUCGAGUACACGCUGCUUACUUACAAACUUCGUAAUGAGCCAUUGGGUGUGGAGCAAUCGAAGGAGCUUGUAGGCUGGGUGGCGAGCAUAAAGAGGCUGGACCCCCAGCGGUUCAAUCGCUGGCAAGAAUUAGCUGAGAAGCUCAAGAUACCUGAUUGA